This is a messenger RNA of Cephus cinctus (wheat stem sawfly), 2635 nucleotides long. RefSeq names its product dnaJ homolog subfamily A member 1 (gene Droj2). Gene Ontology annotation, molecular function: Hsp70 protein binding; ATP binding. Gene Ontology annotation, cellular component: cytosol; cytoplasm. Lineage: Eukaryota; Metazoa; Arthropoda; Insecta; Hymenoptera; Cephidae. Gene Ontology annotation, biological process: protein refolding; response to heat. The transcript has 5 exons. Bases 217 to 1407 code for a protein of 396 amino acids. The record is from RefSeq and is a predicted model, not a curated record.
AUUGCCAGGGAGGAAGUUUCGAGAACGUGAGCGAAACGGGAAUAUCGGUAGGAAGAUACAACGAAUAGUACAGUUCGUGAACUUCUAUUGCAAGGAGUGAGUAAUAUACGUUCCUGUUCUGUCACACUUCUCAAGCACACGGAAUCUGCACUGAGGCAAGUCUAUAUAUAAUUGAGUUUUGAAUACAAGAAACACUAAACAACAACUGAAGAAAAAAUGGUGAAGGAGACUACGUUUUAUGACGUCCUAGGCGUAAAGCCUGGAUGUACAACGGAAGACUUAAAGAAGGCCUAUAAGAAACUUGCUUUAAAAUACCAUCCUGACAAGAAUCCCAAUGAGGGAGAAAAGUUCAAGCAAAUUUCUCAAGCCUAUGAAGUGUUAUCCAACCCAGAAAAGAAGCGUAUUUAUGACCAAGGUGGAGAACAAGCUCUGAAGGAAGGUGGCAUGGGUGGUGGUUUCUCAUCACCUAUGGACAUCUUUGACAUGUUCUUCAGGGGCGGUUUUGGAGCCCACCGUAGUCGAGUAAGCAGGGGACAAGAUGUUGUUCACCAGCUGUCAGUAUCUUUAGAAGAACUGUACAAAGGCACUGUUCGUAAACUAGCCUUGCAAAAGAAUGUAAUCUGUGAUAAGUGUGAAGGAAUCGGUGGUAAAAAAGGUUCAGUGGAGCAAUGUCGUACUUGCCAAGGCAAUGGCGUACGAUUGCAUAUCCAACAAUUAGGUCCUGGUAUGUUGCAACAAGUGCAAUCCAUGUGCACGGAUUGCAAAGGUCAGGGCGAGAUCAUUAACCAACGCGAUCGUUGCAAACAGUGCAAUGGUAAGAAGACCAUACGAGAUAGAAAAAUUCUUGAAGUUCACGUAGACAAGGGUAUGGCUGAUGGGCAAAAGAUCGUAUUCAGUGGCGAGGGUGAUCAGGAGCCCGAUUUGGCACCAGGUGAUAUUGUUAUUCUUCUUGACGAGAAGCCUCAUGAAGUUUUCAAACGGUCAGGAAAUGAUUUGAUAAUGCGUAUGCAGUUGGACCUUGUCGAAUCGCUGUGCGGCUUCCAGAAGGUGAUUCGCACUCUCGAUGGUCGGGAUCUCCUGAUAACGGCUCUACCAGGCACCGUAACGAAACAUGGAGAAUUAAAAUGCAUAAUGAAUGAGGGCAUGCCUGUCUAUAGGGAUCCGUUUACUCAUGGUCGUCUUAUCAUUCACUUUUCGGUCAAUUUUCCGAAAAUCAUCGACCCAGCAGUUAUUCCAACGCUGGAGCAGUGCUUACCGCCGAGGGAGGAAGUGAUGAUUCCCGAUAGCGCGGAAGAAGUUGUACUCACAGACUUAGACCCUGAGCAAGAAUCAAGGCGGAGAGAAACGCCACCGGCAUACGAAGAAGAUGAAGGGGGUCCAUCUCGUGUCCAAUGUGCCUCGCACUAAUCUAAUCGAGUUAAUUUAAACGUAAAGGUCCAUUUCUACCCUACAUCUUCUUUCCCUUACCGACGAACGGACAAACGAACGUAUGAUACGACUAUAUACGAUCACCGAAUACCUUGUUCGCAUCUAGUUGUGCACUUAGGCUUAUUACAACAGGUCGGUGUCCUGAUAUGCGCAGAUUGACGAACAUUAAGAGAUAUCAUUAUGUAUGUUCACCAACCACAUGAGCUUUUCAGAUCUUAUUCAAUUUCAAUGUUUUCAAUUAGCGCUUUUUGGCGCUGCAUCGUGGUAUUGUACGAGUGUCCUGUACUUAUGUUGCGCGUAUUGUUGUCGAAUUGUAAUAGCGAGAAUUUGUAAAACUUAAUGCAUGUGAAGAAAUGGGAAGAGAGAAGACUUUCCCGCACCCUAUAUCGGCAGCAUGAAUCGAUAACGUUUUUGGUCUUUUUCUUUUUAUCAUUGAUUUGUUUCUAUGCUUGAAAUUGGAUCAAUAAAUCGGCUUUUUUUUCUUAUCUCUGUAUGGAGGCAACUUUCUCACAGGGCUUUUAUACAAUUUCAGCCAAGUUUAACUAUUACAUAACGAAAUUUGACUCGCGGUCAAAUGUCCGUUCUUAUGGUACGAUACACUGCGUUUUUCUGAUUGACUGGUAUUUUUGAAAAAUGGUCCUUCUUGAUUUAAUUGUUUACGCAUUCGAUAUUCAUAUGCUUAGUGGCAUGUUCAAUGAGAGAAUGCUUUUCAUCCUAGAAAAUAAUAUAAGUAACAUUCACGAGGGGUAUAGCCUGAUAAGUUAACCGCUAGUUGACUUGAACAAAGUUUUCGAAAAGUAUGAUUCAUAGAUAUUUGUUGUAUACGGCAGAACAUAACGUAUUCAUACAGAAAGACAUUUUUGAAUAUUCUACCGAGAGCGUGUUAGUCACAGUUGGUAUUCAUUUAAAACUACUUUUUAAAAUAUUGUUUACGAACAAACAUUGUCUCUAUAAUCUAUGAAAUUUAAAGAAAUAUUGAUUGUAUACCCAUUCGAAAAUUCUAUUCGCGAUAAAUUUUACGAAAGUAGUUCCUGCAAGAAUGUCAUUAUAAUGAACAUAUGAACCAAACAAUUUUAAUUGGGUUUCAUAUGUAAUAAUAAUAAUGCUAAAUAUCUUUCUUGAUGAUAUAAAUUAUCUCAAAAAGCUGAUCAUUGUCCCUAACCAUUGAUGACUGACGUAUAAAAUAAAUUCAAAAUUAUUGCUCAUA